AUGUCUCCCCCAGGCGUCCUCCUCGUUACCAUGACCCUCAAACCCGGUCUUUCAUCCAGCCAAUUCCACGAAUGGUACAAUAAUGAACACGGCCCAACACGACUACGCCUUCCUCAGAUAUUCCCCAAUGGCUUCCGUUAUAAGGCUACCUCUGAUGACCAACCGUCUUUCAUGGCAGUCUACGACGUCACGGACAUGAAGCACCUUGAAACAGAAACCUACACUACCCUCCGAGCAAAUCGCUCUAGCCGCGAAGCCAACACCAUCAGCCAAGUCGAUGUGAAGCGCUACUUCUACGACUUACUCUACAGCAAAGAGUCACCUCUUUUCACACCAGUUGAGAAUCUCACGGAUGAAGAAGCAAACGGUAUAGUUACCGUUGCUGUGGAUAUUACCGUCACUGAGGCUCAAGGAGCGGGCGAUCAGUAUCAAAAGUGGUUUGUGGAGGAGCAUGCAGAGAUGAUUGCCAAAGUACCAGGCUGGCUACGGUCGCGGCUGUUCAAGACUUCCAGUUUAGAAGACUCCGAAAAGGUGGUCUAUUUCUGUCUGCACGACUAUAUCAAGCAGAAUGGUCUUGGGGGUCCGGAGCAUAAAGCGUCCAUGGAUACGAAGUGGCGUACAGAUGUGUUCGACAAGUAUGUUGCUUCAAAGGGACGACAAACAUGGUCUUUGUUUUAUGUAUUUGGGCCAGCACCAAGGGACCUUGCUUCGUUAUCGGAAUUACCUCCGUCUGCGGCCUUUACCUCUGCGGACAACAAGACGACUACAACACCUGGAUCCGGUGCCGUCAUUUCCUCAUAUAUCGCAACCAAAGACUCUCUCCACAUUCCGUACCGCCUCGAAGGAAACACUUCGCCGAAUGCUCCAACCGUCGCCUUCUCAAACUCUCUUCUCACAUCACUUCACAUGUGGGAUUCGUUCGUCGCCAUUCUAAAGAAGCACCGCCCGGAUCUCCGUAUUCUCCGUUACGACACCCGCGGAAGACACGCCAUUCCUCAACCACCGGUUGCUGCAACCCUUGAUACCGUCACCGACGACCUGAAGCUCAUCCUAGAUCAUUUGAGAAUACCAAAACUUCACGCCCUGAUCGGUGUGUCCAUGGGCGGCGCAACCACCCUCAACUUUGCCAUCAAAUACCCCUCCCGUCUUGCCAAAUUCAUCGCCUGCGACUUUAACGCCAUCUCCAGCCCAGCCAAUACACAGGCAUGGAAAGAUCGUAUUGCUGUCGCACGAGACGACGAGGGACGCGGUAUCAAGAAACUCGCUGUUCAGACCGUGGAGCGAUGGUUCCACCCUGCGACGAUGGAGAAGAACGCCGUCGCGCAGGAGAUGACGGAUAUGGUGGCGGACAAUAACGUCGAGGGCUUUGCGAAUAGUUGCACUGCGCUGUGGGACUACGACAUGAAGCCGGAUAUGAAGGGUUGUAAUGUGCCUGGGUUGUUUGUUGUGGGCGAGGGCGAUGCAAAGGGUGCGGUUGUUAAAGCUAUGGAUGGGUUUAAGGGGUUGUUGGGUGGUGGUAAUGCGGAGUUGAGGAUUGUGCCUUUGACGGGGCAUCUUCCUAUGUUUGAAGAUGCGGAUGCGUUUUGGGAUGUGGUGCGUGAUUACCUGUGA
Molecule: messenger RNA, 1611 nt
Organism: Pochonia chlamydosporia 170
Lineage: Eukaryota; Fungi; Ascomycota; Sordariomycetes; Hypocreales; Clavicipitaceae
Product: alpha/beta hydrolase
Exons: 1
Coding region: 1-1611 (536 amino acids)
Source: RefSeq, a predicted model, not a curated record